AUGAUUAUAUCUGACACUCUUGAUCAUCACAUUGUAUCUAUUGUUCAUAAUCUCAAACAACUUGAUUCCAUCUAUGUCUAUAAUCCGAACAGACGAUAUUAUGAACGAUGCACCAAAGAUUGGAUGAAAGUAAAGGGUAUUUUUAAUGAAAUAACAUCCAUAUGUAAUGCAUUAAAACAAGCUACUCAACAAUGUGAUAAAGAUUCCAUAGCAAUGAGUUUCGUAUCGACAAGUGAAAUAUCUCAUUCGAUCAAUCAAGAACGAAUCAAUUCAAAUUUUAUGUACACUGAAUUAUUGAAAGAGGCUCUCCUUGAGAUCGACUUCGAUGAACAGUCUUUGAAAGAAUUAACUGCUUUUUGUCGUGAACAGUACAGUGAAAACAAGAGAGAACUAAAAAAAAUCAACGAAUUCGAACAUGAUUAUCAUCUACAUACGCCGAUCUGGUGGUAUACAUCCGAUUUCUGUCUUCAUCGUAUGCUUAAUCGUGCACUACGUGUAUUCGAAAUGGAUACUAUUUUGAAGAUGGGUUUCUUUCUUGCUGAUGUACAUCGACAAAUUGUAAAAUUACAUCGUAAACAAUUAUCGAAUUAUCAAUCAUCGUUCACUGUCUAUCGUGGUCAAGGAUUGUCGAAAGAAGAAUUUAAUAAACUCAUUCAAACCAAAGAAGGAUUUAUUUCCUUUAAUAACUUCUUAUCUACUAGUAAAGAUCGUUUUGUAUCUCUUCAAUUUGCUCGUAGUGCUCUACAAAAACCAGACUUUGUUGGUCUUCUCUUCAUUAUUAAUAUUGAUCCGAAAAAGUCUUCUACUCCAUUUGCUCUUCUAGACAAUGUGAGUUAUUAUCAAGAUGUUGAACAAGAAGUUCUCUUUUCCAUGCAUACAGUCUUUCGCAUUGGUGAAAUUCAACAACUCGAACAUUCUAAUCAACAUCUUUGGCAAGUCAACCUUAUACUCACGAAUGAUCAUGAUCCAAAGCUUCUUGCUCUAACUAAAAGUAUGCGUGAAGCAACAACUGGAGCAACUGGAUGGUAUCGAUUAGGUCAACUGCUUCUAACACUAAAUGCUCUCGAUAAGGCAGAACAGUUAUAUAUGACCUUAAUCGAACGUACUGCGGGAGAUAAUCAUAAACAAGGACAUAUAUAUCAUAUGCUCGGGAUGAUCAAAAACAAUCAAGGUGAUUAUCCAGCAGCAGUCUCAUUUUUGGAAAAAUCUCUCAAAAUCCAAGAACGAAUAUUUCCUCGAGAUGAUUUAAAUCUAGCGUCUACUUAUAACAAUAUUGGCUCAGUUUAUGAUCAAUUGCGUCAGUACUCAGAAGCACUUUCUUUUCAACAGAAAGCUUUGACAAUUCGACAACGAUUACUUCCCUCGAAUCAUCCAGAUGUAGCCACUUCGUUCGACAAUAUUGGUAGAGUCUAUGCAAAGAUGGGUGACUACUCAACUGCACUCUCAUUUUAUCAAAAGGACUUAGAUAUUAGCACAAAAUCACUUCCUCCAAAUCAUCCAGAUUUGGCUACUUCCUACAACAAUAUCGCUUUGGUAUAUAACAGAAUGGGUGAUGAAACACAAGCCCUCUCUUUCUAUGAAAAAGCACUCGAUAUUAGUCAACAAUCACUUCCGCCAAAUCAUCCCGAUUUAGCUUCUACUUAUAAUAAUAUCGGUUCAGUAUAUUAUCAGAUGGAAGAAUAUGCGAAAGCACGAUCACACUAUGAACGUGCACUAGAAAUUAGUAAACAAUCACUUUCACGAUUUCAUCCUUAUUUAGCUAUUUCAUAUGAUAAUAUCGGUUUGGUCUACUACCAGUUAGGUGACUGCUCAAAAGGACUCUCAUUCUACGAAAAAGCACUAGAAGUAAAACAAAAAUCACUCCCUUCAAAUCAUUCUGAUUUGGCUACAUCAAACAAUUUGAUUGGCAGUGUCUACGAAAAGAUGGGUAACUAUUCAAAAGCCGUCGUUUCCUAUGAGAAUGCUAUUGAAAUUGCUCAACGUUCAAUACCUCCAAAUGACCUUAUACUUCAAUUUUAUAAAAGUAAUCUUGAACGUGUAAAAAAUCGAUCAUAA
Molecule: messenger RNA, 2055 nt
Organism: Adineta steineri
Lineage: Eukaryota; Metazoa; Rotifera; Eurotatoria; Adinetida; Adinetidae
Source: the annotation of a GenBank genome assembly